This is a messenger RNA of Gossypium raimondii (Peruvian cotton), 3423 nucleotides long. Its product is annotated as probable disease resistance protein At4g27220. Gene Ontology annotation, molecular function: protein binding; ADP binding. NCBI's taxonomy places the organism in Eukaryota, Viridiplantae, Streptophyta, Magnoliopsida, Malvales, Malvaceae. The transcript has 2 exons. Bases 1188 to 3365 code for a protein of 725 amino acids. The record is from RefSeq and is a predicted model, not a curated record.
GUCAUCGGUUGUUGUGCUUGAAUAUUGCAGGUUCCUCAUCUCCAUUACUUAGAUCUCAGCUACUGCCUACCCAAGCCCACAACUGUUUCCUUCUCUAUUUUCCCAUCUUAGCUACGUUCAGUCCACAAAAUAAACCUUUUCCAGUUCUUCACUCUUUGUCUUCUACUCCCCUCAGAUCAUCUUCUGCUCCGCAUUAGCUUGGUGUUUGUAACAACGGUUUCCUUGUUUCCUUAUUAUUAUUUGAUUGUGCUCCCAGCCUUCCCUCUCUUAUUCUAUCACUUACACUUUUUGUUUGACUUUUGAAUACCCCUUUCCCCAGAAAAACAUGGAAGUUAUUACGGGCACCGCUAGCAACCUUGUUGCCGGAGUUGUGGGAUACUUGUUCCAAAAAGUUAAACGUAAUUUCAGCUACGUUUGCCGCUAUAGAAGAAUGGUUUCGGUUUUCGAGAAGAAAUUCGAGACGUUGAAAGACAAAAGAGACGGAGUGCUGUUAGAUGUUGAUGCUGCUGAAAAGAACGGCGAGAAUAUAUACCCCGAAGUCAACAGUUGGCUGGCGAAAGCUGAUAAAAUGACCGAUUCAGAGUUGAAGGAAGUGAAGGGUCUAGAAAACGAAGCAAAGAACAAGUGAUUCAUCGGCUUGUGCCCUAAUUUCAAGGCUCGCUAUCGGCUUAGCAAGAAAGCAGAAGAAGAUGCCGCUGCCGUUGAUGAACUCCUCCAGCAAGGCGGGUUUGACAAAGUAUCAUAUCGGGAUGUUCCGCAGCCCAUAGUGGUUGUUCCUCCUAAAGAUUUCGAAGACUUUGAUUCAAGAAAGCUGAUGUUUAACAAUAUCAUGGAGGCGGUGAAAGAUCCUAAUCUCAACAUUAUAGGGGUGUACGGAAUGCCUGGUGUCGGCAAGACUACGCUUGUGAAAGAAGUUGUCAGACAAGUCAAAGAAGAUAAGUUAUUCGACUCAGUGGUUAUGGCUGUUGUCACUCAUAUUCCUGACGUCCAGAAAAUUCAAGAUGAAAUUGCAGAUAUGUUGGGAUUGAAAUUUGAGGAGCAAAGUAUAAGUGGAAGGGCAAGUCGGUUGCACCAAAGAUUGAAGAAAGAGAAGAAGAUUCUUGUUGUUUUAGAUGACAUUUGGGCAAAAUUAGACCUGAUGGAAAUGGGGAUUCCUUUGGGAGACGAGGAUCAGGGAUUCCUUUUAGAUGAUAUUGCUGACAUCCAGAGAUCUUAAUGUUUUGUUGAAGGACAUGGAUGCUAAAAAGAAUUUUCCAAUCGGAGUUUUAGAACAUGAAGAAGCAUGGCAUUUCUUCAAGAAGAUUAUGGGAGAUGGUGUUGAAAGUUCUGACUUGUUGCCUAUAGCAACUGAGGUAGCUAAAAAAUGUGGUGGUCUACCAAUUGCCAUUAGAACACUUGCGACGUUUUUGAAAAAUGAGCCUCCAUUUGUAUGGGAGGAUGCUUUGCGACAGCUUAGCAAGCCAUCGUCGAGCAACUUCAAAGGAGUACCAGCAACUGUAUAUUCAACUAUAGAGUGGAGUUACGAUCGUUUACAAAGCGAGGAACAUAAACAGACUUUCUUACUUUGCAGUGUAAUGGGUCAUAAUGCUUCCCUUGAUUUGUUGCUUGUGUUUGCAAUGGGGUUAGGGUUAUUUCGUGGUGUCAGUACAAUUAAAGAAACAAGGAACAAACUGUUGACAGUGGUGAGUCAUCUCAAAGCUUCUUGUUUGUUACUUGAUGGUUGUACCAAUACGCACUUUGAUAUGCAUGAUCUUAUUUCUGAUGUGGCCAAGUCAAUCGCUUCUAAAGGCAACCGUAUGUUUGAUUUAAGAUGCAAACAUGAUUUGAAUGAUUGGCCAGAUGAUGAAACAAUGAAAGAGUGCGACAAAAUAGUAUGUUUUGGAAUGAGCGAGCUUCCUGAUCAGUUGAAAUGCCCCAAACUUACUGUUUUAUGUAUGGGUAGCCAGGAUCCUUGGAUGAAAAUACCAACAACCUUUUUUAAGGAAACGAAAAAUCUUAAAGUCCUAUAUUUGGCUGGCAUGAGCUUGCCUUCAUCAAUUUCUUUGCUAGGAAACCUUCGAGUACUAAGGUUGGUUAAUUGUGUGUUGGGAGAUAUAGCACUUAUUGGAGAGCUCAAGAAUCUGGAAAUUCUCAACAUUGUGAGUUCUGAUAUUGAAAUGCUACCCAAGGAAAUAGGACAACUGACUAAGCUAAAGCAGUUAGAUUUACGUUAUUGUUCCAAACUCAGAAGAAUUCCACCUGGUGUCUUGUGUAAAUUGUCUAGAUUGGAAGAACUGUAUAUGGAUAACAGUUGUGAUGAAUGGGGAGCAGAGGGACACUCCAGCCUGCAAAGCAAUUCUAGUCUUGCUGAAUUGAAAGGUUUGAUACCUUUAACUGCUUUAGAAAUUCGUAUCCCUAAUGCCAAAAUUAUCCCCAAAGACUUCUCCUUUGAAAAGUUACAAAGAUACAUUAUUUUUAUCGGAGAAGAGUCGCAUUGGGAUUGGAAUUGGGAUUGGGUUCGUGAAUACUCCAGAACACUAAAGCUUAACCUGCAGACAAGCAUUAGGUUUCUUAAUAAUGGAGUCAAAGUUUUAUUGAAGAAAGCUGAAAAUUUAUAUAUAGAUGAAGUGAAAGAUGUGGAGAUUUUGUUACAUGAAUCAGAAGUUGGGAAUUAUUUUCAGCAGUUGAGGAAUCUGCAUAUCCAAAAUGGUGCGAUGGUCCAAUAUAUCCUUAAAGAUGUUCAGAAAAUUGAAUUUCUUCAACUUGAGUCACUGACACUGCAGGGUCUACCAAAUCUUAUUAGCUUUUGCUCCCAAAACGAAGGUUCAACUUCCAUAUCUCCACAAGAAAUUGCCCUUUUCAAGCAAAAGAUAUUGUUUCCUAAGCUGGAGAAGUUGAAACUAUCAUCGAUUAGCAUUGGCAGAAUAUGGAGUCCCCAAGCGUUUUGUUCAACUCAAAAUUUGGCAAGUUUGAUCAUUAAGGGCUGCGCCAACUUAAAACAUGUUUUAUCCGAUUCCAUGCCUGGAUAUUUGCAGCACCUCAAAUGCUUGGAAAUUAGUGACUGCAAGUGCAUACAGGAAAUAAUAUCAACGGAUAAAAUGAUCCAAGAAACAUUCAAAAGUAGAACUCUAAUCCGCUUCCCCCGAUUGAACUUACUCAAAUUGAAGGGUCUUCAGAAACUUAUCGGCUUUUGCCAUGAAGAUCAUACUGUUGAAUUCCCCGUCUUGACAAUUCUUGAGAUAGAAAAUUGUCCAGAAUUGAAGGGAUUCAUACAUAAUUCUACGAAGAAAGAUAUCCCUACCCAUGGGGUUUUGUUCAAUAAUGUGCUCUUUUCAGUGAAGCACAUUUUUCUUUUUUCUAUUUCCUUUUGUAGUUGUUAUACUUAACUCUUUUAAUCAUUGCUUCCAUUGGCAUGAAUAAUGAAUUGUAGGUUGCUUUUCCCAA